AUGGAGAAGUUGAAACAAAAUUCAAGGGAUAUAAUAUUACAAGAAAUUGUAUCAAUUCCAAUGGUUGGCAUGAGUGUUCGAGUUUUGAAAUUUUGGGGUUUUCUUUAUGAACGAAAUUGGCGGUUGUAUUUUUCACUUUCUCUUACAACAUUAUUGAAUGUUACUCAGUUCGUUUAUAUGACAGUUACAAGGGAAGCAGUUGAUAUUAUUAUUCGAAAUGCUUAUAUGUUGGUUUUGUGGUUUAACACAGCUUUGAGAGGAUAUCUAUUGGUCUUUCAGACGGCAAAGUAUGAGAAAUUUUUAAGUGAUUUUAAUGGAUUGUAUAAAUCGCUAAAGAACAGCAACGACAAAGUUAUAACUGAGAUGUUAAAGGACACAAAUACUUUGGGAAAAAAUACUUCUAUUAUAAAUAUGGCACUUGGACUUAUGACUGUAUUAGGAUUUUGUACUUAUCCAAUUUUUGCUGAUACAAGAAUGUUACCUUAUGGAAGUCAUAUUCCUGGAAUUGAUGAACUUGUUGAUCCUUCAUUUUACAUAUUUUACGUUUUCCAAGUUAUCAUCACACCAAUUGGAUGUUUUAUGUACAUUUCAUUUGGAAGUUUGGUAGCAUCAUUGAUAAUGUUUGCAAUUCUUAUGUCCAAAGCAUUACAACAUCGUUUGAGAGGAUUAAAUGAAGACAUUGAUAGUUCUAAUAAAUUUUUGUUGAUGAAAAUAAAAUGGUGCAUUAUUUAUCAGAAGACUAUUUAUGAGUGUAUGUCAGCAUCAACAAUAACCUAUGUUUUCUUGGUUGAAUUCCUUUGUUUUGGGACACUGUUGUGUGGGCUUUUGUUUUUAAUCAAUAUUGCAGAAACUACUGCUCAAUUGACGAUAGCAGCUAUACAAAUAUCUAUGAUAUUUUCACAGAUAUUGACUUUGUACUGGUAUGCUAGCCAGCUCUCUGAAGAAAGUGGAAAAGUAGCAAAUGCUGCAUACGAUAUAAAUUGGUUUUCAAUUGAUAAGCCUAUGCAGAUGAAUAUUUUGAUGUUAAUAAUGAGAGCUCAAAGUCCUUGCGUCAUGACGGUAGGAAAUGUCUAUCCAAUGUCCUUGGAACUGUUUCAAUCAUUACUUAAUGCAUCGUAUUCAUAUUUUACACUUUUGCGUCGUUUCUAUGAUUAAUUUUUUAGCAUAAAUCAUUUAGAUUAUUUGUUUUAAUUUGUAAGCAAA
Molecule: messenger RNA, 1203 nt
Organism: Episyrphus balteatus (marmalade hoverfly)
Lineage: Eukaryota; Metazoa; Arthropoda; Insecta; Diptera; Syrphidae
Product: odorant receptor 49b-like
Exons: 7
Coding region: 1-1155 (384 amino acids)
Biological process (GO): detection of chemical stimulus involved in sensory perception of smell; sensory perception of smell
Cellular component (GO): plasma membrane
Molecular function (GO): olfactory receptor activity; odorant binding
Source: RefSeq, a predicted model, not a curated record